CCCCCCCCAAAAGAAAAAAAAAAAAAAAGACACUCUGCUGCGAGACUUGCCAAGGCGAUUCUGGAGACAGUUUGACAAUUUAUAGAUUUGUAUACUCCGUAUUACUAUUCCCCUUGGGUCCGAUGUACGGACUCGGAGUCGGGCUUGGGGUCAGCAUCUGACUCGGGUCCCUCCUGCGACCCCGAAGCCUCAUUCAGGUCCAUCCUGGCGAUUCAAAGCAUUGUUGAAUUGUUGAAUGGUUGGAUUAGAAAAAGGGUCUACAAAUGCUCGAUCUUGCUGGUAGGUAUCAUGAUCCAGAGCCAGGGACCCUCCUUUUCUGCCGACGACUAGUAAGCUUACUACUCCGAAACCAACCAUGGAGCCGAGAGAUACUCCAUCCCCAAGCCCCCGUCUCAAGACGACAGGGGGAAACAAUCCCAUCGUCCUCAUUCCUCAGCCGUCCGACGAUCCUAAGGAUCCAUUGAACUGGAGCCCGGCCAAAAAGUACGGGAUGCUCUUCCUGCUGUGCUAUGUCGGGUUUGCCGCCUUGAGCCUGCCUUCCAGCCAGCAGCUCACCUACUACGUGCAGGCCUCCGCCUAUCCGGGUCGCUCGACGGUGGAUCUGUCCUACUCGGUGACCGUGUGCGUGGUGGGGGAGGUGUUUGGUCCCCUCCUCUUCUGGCCCCUCGCUCGGAAGAUUGGCCGCAGCUCCCUGAUGCUGUGGAGUCUGGUCGUGGGCUUGGGCUGCCAGAUUUGGGCGGCCCUCAUGACGGGGCCCACGGACUAUAUUCCCUUCAUGAUGUCCCGCCUCGUCUCGGGCCUGGCCGCCUCCAUCCCCACCGUUCUGGGGCCUUCCUACGCCGUUGAUAUCUUUUUCCUUCAUCAACGGGGGCGGGUCUUUUCCACCUUCGAGCUCAGCUUCCUCCUCGGCGUCAAUGUCGCCCCCACCAUCAGCGGCUUCAUCGUCAAUGACGCCUCAUGGACCUGGGCCUUCUGGUGGACCCUCAUCCCCUGUGGGCUAGCCAUUCUGCUCGUCUUCUUCUUUCUGGAGGAAACGGGCGGCUUUUCUUCUUCCUCAGGCUCAGUUUACCCAGCCCAACCCUCCUCCUAUUGGGCCAACCGUGUAGCCACGUUUUUGCCAGGCCAUCGCAUCAUCCCUGCGGAACCGUGGUCCCAAAUUGCCCGAACCGCUCAGAAGCCCUUGGUCAUUCUCACGGCCCCCAUCACCGUCAUUGCCGGCGGAUACAUUUUUAUCUGCUUUGCAUUCGUCAUUCUGGCCAAUGUGCUACUGACCAUGUUCCUCGAGGCCCCCGUAACUCAGGGUGGAUACGGGUUUACCCCAAUGCGCAACGCUUUCUUCACCCUAGACGCCUGGUUCGCCAUCUUCAUCUCCCAGAUCGCCGGCUGGUUAAUGGGCGACCGGAUCCCCCUGUGGGCCUCCCGACGAUUCGGCCGAGGCCACUGGCACCCCGAAUACCGACUCUACAACAUCCUCCUCCCAGGCCUCCUCAGCCCCAUUGGACUGGGUCUUUUCGGCGCCGCCCUCCAAUACCACCUGCACUACAUGGUGAUCGCAGUGGGCUUUUUUCUCAUCGUCUUCAGUUCCAUGUUAUCCGUUCCUAUCUGCCUCAACUACAUCGUCGAAUGCUACAAGAACGAUGCCACCGAAGCGGCCAUCGCCAUGAAUGUCUGGCGGCUUAGUUUCGCCAUCGCCACCGGCUUCAUUUUCACCCCUUGGAUGGAUGCCGUUGGUGGUCCUGGCUGGAUGUUCGGUAUGGCUGCUUUCUUUUCCCUGGGUGCUCUUCUCAUGGUGGGGGUGUUGGUUUGGAAGGGUAAGCUGUUGCGGGAUAUGGCGCCGAGGCUGUUGGCUUGUGAGGGUGGGGUUCUUGUUGAUAGGGGGUCGACUGCUGCAACUGGUCAGAAGAGCUCGGCCGAGCUGUCGGACGUGGAAAGUGAAAGUGCUCGGAGUGAUGAGACUAUCACGAUUGAGGUUCUUUCUGCGGUUAAAGCAUAGAAAUUGUUGCUUGCUUGUUUGCUUGUUGGUGCGGGAGGCUGGCUAUCUGUGGGACGACAACGACAACGACAACGACAUGCAGAGAAUGAUAUUGAUUGACUGAUGAGAGGUUAGGUAUUCCUUUUCUUUUCUUUUCAAUUUUCAUUUUUCAUCUCCUUACUUAUUCAUAUGUACAUAUACAGGAAAGAAAGAGAUGGAGCGGGGAAAUAUUCAUGACUCAACAUCAUGAAAGAAAGGAUACUUAUAGACUAUUCUGUUCUUCUGGAGUAUGAGGUAUUUCUUGUUACAUCUAUGUUUCCCCUCCUCUAUCUCCUAUUAUCCUGUUAGUAUGUCUAAAGAAGGAAAGAAAGGG
Aspergillus sclerotioniger CBS 115572 is the source of this 2345-nucleotide messenger RNA. RefSeq names its product putative polyamine transporter. The transcript has 5 exons. Gene Ontology annotation, biological process: transmembrane transport. The record is from RefSeq and is a predicted model, not a curated record. Bases 356 to 1993 code for a protein of 545 amino acids. Lineage: Eukaryota; Fungi; Ascomycota; Eurotiomycetes; Eurotiales; Aspergillaceae. Gene Ontology annotation, molecular function: transmembrane transporter activity.